CGCUCCGCUCCCCGCCCGCCGCCGCCACUCCGGCGGCUCCGCCGAGCAGCGCCCGCGGCUCCGGGGCCGCCGCGCUCGGCCACCAAUGCGGGGGACACCGGCGGGGAGGAGGCAGCGGCUCCGCGGCAGGUGAACUCCGGGGAAGGAUGACCGGCGUGGCCGCGAUCGUCUUCCUCCUGCAGCUCUUCUCGCCCAGGGCGGAGGGACAGGUCUUCCCAGGUGGUUGUUCGUUUGAUGAGCAUUACAGUAACUGCGGUUAUAGCGUCGCCUUGGGAACCAAUGGAUUUACCUGGGAGCAGAUCAAUACCUGGGAAAAGCCAACAAUGGAUCCUGCUGUCCCAACUGGCUCCUUCAUGAUGGUGAACAGCUCUGGGCGAGCAUCAGGGCAGAAAGCCCACCUGCUGCUGCCCACACUGAAGGAAAACGACACCCACUGCAUCGACUUCCACUAUUAUUUGUCCAGCAGAGACCGUUCCAGCCCCGGCUCCCUCAACGUCUACGUGAAGGUGAACGGGGGCCCCCAGGGCAAUCCCAUAUGGAAUGUCUCAGGAGUCGUGACGGAGGGAUGGGUGAAGGCAGAGCUGGCCAUCAGUACCUUCUGGCCACAUUUUUAUCAGGUGAUAUUUGAAUCGGUGUCUUUGAAAGGACACCCCGGGUACAUCGCUGUGGAUGAAGUCAGAGUUCUCGCCCAUCCAUGCAGAAAAGCACCUCAUUUCCUGCGGCUCCAGAACGUGGAGGUGAACGUGGGACAGAACGCGACGUUCCAGUGCAUUGCCGGGGGGAAAUGGUCCCAGCAUGACAAGCUGUGGCUCCAGCAGUGGAAUGGAAGGGACACGGCCCUGAUGGUCACUCGAGUGGUCAACCACCGGCGCUUCUCGGCCACCGUGAGCGUGGCCGACACCUCCCAGCGCAGCAUCAGCAAAUACCGCUGUGUCAUCCGCUCCGACGGGGGGUCUGGAGUGUCCAAUUAUGCAGAGCUAAUAGUGAAAGAGCCCCCCACCCCCAUCGCCCCUCCGGAGCUGCUGGCCGUGGGAGCCACGUACCUGUGGAUCAAACCCAACGCCAACUCCAUCAUCGGGGACGGGCCCAUCAUCCUCAAGGAGGUGGAGUAUCGCACAACCACGGGGAACUGGGCAGAGACCCACAUCGUGGACUCCCCCAAUUACAAGCUGUGGCACUUGGACCCUGACGUGGAGUACGAGAUCCGAGUGCUGCUCACGCGCCCCGGGGAAGGAGGGACGGGCCCCCCAGGGCCACCCCUGACCACCAGGACCAAGUGUGCAGAUCCCGUGCACGGCCCCCAGAACGUGGAGGUGGUCGACAUUCGGUCGCGGCAGCUGACGCUGCAGUGGGAGCCCUUUGGCUACGCCGUGACCCGCUGCCACAGCUACAACCUCACCGUGCACUACCAGUAUGUCUUCAACCAGCAGAAGUUCGAGGCAGAGGAGCUCAUCCAAACCUCCUCCCACUACACCCUGCGGGGGCUCCGGCCCUUCAUGACCAUCAGGCUGAGGUUGGCCCUGUCUAACCCCGAGGGCAAGAUGGAGAGCGAGGAGCUGGUUGUGCAGACCGAGGAGGAUGUUCCUGGACCUGUUCCCUUGGAAUCCAUCCAGGGAGGACCUUUUGAAGAGAAGAUCUAUGUGCAGUGGAAGCCUCCAAAUGAGACAAAUGGCAUCAUUACACUCUAUGAGAUUACAUACAAGGCCGUUGGGUCCCUGGAUCCCAGUGCUGACCUGUCCAGCCAAAGGGGGAAGGUCUUCAAGCUGAGGAACGAGACCCACCACCUGUUUGUAGGAUUAUACCCAGGGACCACGUAUUCCUUCACCAUCAAAGCCAGCACAGUCAAGGGCUUUGGGCCACCCAUCACCACUCGGAUUGCAACUAAAAUUUCAGCACCGUCGAUGCCGGAAUACGACACGGACUCGCCCCUGAAUGAGACUGACACCACCAUCACCGUGAUGCUGAAGCCUGCUCAGUCCCGGGGAGCACCUGUCAGUGUUUAUCAACUUGUUGUCAAGGAGGAGAAGCUGCAGAAGGCACGGAGAGCUGCAGACAUCAUUGAGUGCUUCUCUGUCCCAGUGAGCUACAAGAAUGCCUCCAGCCUGGACUCCCCACACUACUUUGCAGCUGAGCUGAAGCCCAUCAACCUUCCUGUCACACAGCCCUUCACCGUGGGCGACAACAAGACCUACAAUGGCUACUGGAACGCUCCACUUUCUCCCCUGAAAAGCUACAGCAUAUACUUCCAGGCACUUAGCAAGGCCAAUGGAGAAACAAAAAUCAACUGUGUCCGGCUGGCAACAAAAGCAGUAAUAGGUAGACAAGAGGUGACCACACGAAACCCGCCCAGCCUCUUGAGCACAGGAGCUUCCACCCAGAAUUCCAAUGCAGUGGAACCAGAAAAACAAGUUGACAGCACAGUAAAAAUGGCUGGAGUUAUAGCUGGUCUCCUGAUGUUUGUGAUUAUCCUCUUGGGAGCAAUGCUUACCAUCAAGAGAAGGAUAUUUUGUUCAUCUGGUUGGCCGUCGAUAUUUAGAAGAAAUGCCUAUUCCUACUCCUAUUACUUGCAUUCAAGCCAAUGUUUUAGGGGCCUCUCUGUCUUCUACAGGACCAGGAAGCUGGCCAAGAAGCAGAAGGAGACUCAGACCAGCACACAGAGGGAGAUGGGUCCCGUGGCUACUUCUGACAAGACCUCCACCAAACUCAGUGCUGUGCACAAUGAAGAAGCUUUUUCUUCCAGCUGCCAAGAUGUUAAUGGAUUCACAUCACCCUCUCCUUGUUCAUUUUCUGUCCAAAGCAAAACCCUUCAGAGCAAAUCUAUGUUGAAUUCCUACUACUCAGUAUCAUCAGACACUGUCCCAUCGACCACGCUGUUAGACAGCAGCCAUGGAGAGAUGCCCCAGCCCACCCUGACCAUCCAGACCCACCCGUACCGCAGCUGCGAGCCCGUGGAGAUGUCCUACCCCCGGGGGCAGUUCCAGCCUGCCAUCCGCGUGGCAGACCUGCUGCAGCACAUCACCCAGAUGAAGAGGGGACAGGGCUAUGGGUUUAAAGAGGAGUAUGAGGCACUCCCCGAGGGGCAAACGGCGUCCUGGGACACGGCCAAGGAGGACGAGAACCGCAAUAAGAACAGAUACGGAAACAUAAUCUCCUAUGAUCACUCAAGAGUGAGAUUGCAGCUGCUGGAUGGGGACCCUCACUCUGACUACAUCAAUGCCAAUUACAUCGAUGGGUACCACCGGCCUCGCCAUUACAUUGCAACUCAAGGGCCGAUGCAAGAGACAGUGAAGGAUUUCUGGAGGAUGAUUUGGCAAGAAAACUCUGCAAGUGUUGUCAUGGUCACCAACCUGGUGGAAGUGGGCAGGGUGAAGUGUGUUCGAUACUGGCCAGAUGACACAGAGGUCUAUGGAGAUAUUAAAGUCACACUGAUUGAGACAGAACCGUUGGCAGAGUAUGUCAUACGGACAUUCACGGUCCAAAAGAAAGGCUACCAUGAGAUCCGAGAGAUUCGGCAGUUCCACUUCACCAGCUGGCCGGACCACGGCGUGCCCUGCUACGCCACGGGCCUGCUGGGCUUCGUGCGCCAGGUCAAGUUCCUCAACCCCCCCGAAGCAGGACCCAUCGUGGUGCACUGCAGUGCUGGGGCAGGGAGAACAGGCUGCUUUAUUGCCAUCGACAUCAUGCUCGACAUGGCAGAGAACGAAGGCGUGGUGGACAUUUUUAACUGUGUGCGAGAGCUGCGGUCCCAGAGGGUCAAUUUGGUGCAGACAGAGGAGCAGUACGUGUUUGUCCAUGAUGCCAUUUUGGAGGCAUGUCUCUGUGGCAACACGGCCAUUCCAGUUUGUGAGUUCAGAUCCAUAUAUUACAACAUCAGCAGACUGGAUCCACAGACCAAUUCCAGCCAGAUAAAAGAUGAGUUUCAGACUCUGAACAUCGUGACGCCGCGGGUGCGGCCGGAGGAUUGCAGCAUCGGCCUCCUGCCCAGGAACCACGACAAGAACCGCUGCAUGGACGUGCUGCCCCUGGACCGCUGCCUGCCCUUCCUCAUCUCCGUGGAUGGGGAAUCCAGCAACUACAUCAAUGCUGCGCUCAUGGAUAGCCACAAGCAACCUGCUGCCUUUAUUGUAACCCAACACCCUUUGCCCAACACCAUCGCAGACUUCUGGAGGCUGGUGUUUGAUUACAACUGCUCCUCUGUGGUGAUGCUGAAUGAGAUGGAUGCAGCACAGCUCUGCAUGCAGUACUGGCCAGAGAAGACAUCCUGUUGUUAUGGCCCCAUUCAGGUGGAGUUUGUCUCAGCAGACAUCGAUGAAGACAUCAUCAACCGGAUAUUCCGGAUCUGCAACAUGGCCAGGCCCCAGGACGGCUAUCGCAUCGUGCAGCACCUGCAGUACAUCGGCUGGCCGGCCUACAGGGACACCCCUCCCUCCAAACGCUCCCUGCUCAAGGUGGUCAGGAGGCUGGAGAAGUGGCAGGAGCAGUACGAUGGGAGAGAUGGCCGGACCGUGGUCCACUGCCUGAACGGCGGGGGACGCAGCGGCACCUUCUGUGCCAUCUGCAGCGUGUGUGAGAUGAUCCAACAGCAGAACAUCAUCGAUGUGUUCCACAUAGUGAAGACGCUACGGAAUAACAAAUCCAACAUGGUGGAGUCACUGGAACAGUAUAAAUUUGUAUAUGAGGUUGCACUGGAAUACUUGAGUUCCUUUUAGCCCAGAGGAGGGAGGGGACCCUCGGAUGUGCCAGACCCCAGUCUCUGGCAGGCGCUUCCCCCUUCUCCCACACUGGAAGGCAGUAAAAAGUGUGGGAAGGAAAACCUCUCCUUCCUGGAGCAAGAGACUGAGGUUGCACAGACCUCACUGGAAGGAGGAGACGAUGCCUGUGUGUGCUGCUGCCUGCUUUCUAUUGGAACAUCUACUGCUUCUUAAAUAACCUACUGUAAAAAUUAGCAAAAUGGGAGACAGGCUGAAAGACUGGACUUUCUAAUCCCCUCUGACUUCUUCUCUCCUCUUUUGGAUUGUAUUUUUGCUCUGCUUGCUGCAGAGUGGAGAAGGAAUGAAACCCUUAGGAAAUUCUCUUUUAAAUGUCUGCUUUUUAAUUUAUAAUUUUGUUCUCAAAUCCCAGUCUUUUAAUUUUUUUUAAUUUCAUGCAGCAGUCAUUUGGGAAAAAUGAGAUAGCCAUAGGGGAUACAUGAAAUACUUCAUUACGGUUUGUCUACCUUAUCUCUUCCCUUUUGUUUGCUUUUCCAAAUGAAAAGGCCAACACAGGAGAAAAACAACGCUGGAAUUCUCUUCCCACACGUGGUGGUCCCUUUAAGCAUGAAAAUAGAGAGAGGGUGGAGAUGAGAAGCUGUUCAUGGAUUCACUGCCUCCACCCCAAUGUUUCCUCCCAGUUUCUGCUCCACUCCCAGGGCUGUGCAUGAGCCGGUUACAUCUCUCUGGUCCGUUCCUUUGGGUGCUGGUGAAGCAAUGCCACUAAAUGAGUUUCCCAGCCACUUGAACCUUGAGGUUGAAUAUUUGCAUCAAACGGAUUGCAUUUUGUCUUGCAACUUUGGUAACUUUGUUACCACGUUUUUCAAGUAUUUGCUGGGGUGCAGUGCGUCUUUGAAAAAGAAAAAACACAAACAGGGUAUAAAGUAGGUAUUAUUGCUCAUCUACUAUGUAUUACUAUUUUUUAUUUAUUAUUUGUAUUGCUGUAGAACUUAGGACCCCUAGUCACGACAGGACCCUGCUGAACUAGGCACUGUGCAAACAGAGAGCAAAGAAAGUUCCUGCUCAAAAGAGUUUAAAAGCUGAAGGUUCUUAAAAUUGGGUUUUGGCAAGAAUUCCUCGCUAUUUCCAGGCCCUACAAGCUUCAAAAAUGGGAACCCCUUGGAGCUGUAGGAAAGGUGAUGUACAUACACAGAAACCUGUUCUGACACGUGUAAAGAGAAGUGUUAGCCCAGCACAGCAACUUCUCUUCUUAAGCAAAACAGCUUUUGUUUCGUCCUGCAAAAAUGCCUGUGCAACUCCCCUCCUCCCAAACAAACACCAGAUGUGUUUUGCCACGGCUCUGGAUCUCGCUCUGAUUUCAUAGCAGCUAAGAAAUUGCUUUUCUGAAAGAGUGUGUUUAAGUAGUUAAUCACUAAUGUCUGCAGGGUAAUCUCUGAGAAAAAAAAAAAAUAAUUGAAAGAACAAGGCCUUACUAUAAUUAGUAUUUGAAUUUAGCCACUUAUUUAUCUGGAGGGUGCUGGUUAUGAGGUUGCUCUCUGUGUAAGUGAAAUUCUGGGACACAGGUUUCUUCAAAUUCAGACUUUCUAAAAGAUAGAUUGAAGGCAGGAGUUUAAGCAAACCCCACUUCCUUACCACCCUGUAGUUUUCCACCCUCAGGUAAAUACUCAGAGGCUGUGCUGGAAGCUCUGUGCUCUCAGUGUGUGACAAGUUCAACACGUCUUGCUCGUUCUGUCUGUAAGUUCAAAAGGCUUCACUUCAUGAUCAUUCUUUCUUCAGUAGACAAACCUUUGCCUUGGCAAUGAGGGAUGAAAGUGAGAGCUGACAGAAGCAGCUCUCACCUCGCAGUUCCCAUCCACCAGGAGCUGCACCGGUCCAGGGAAGGGUGCUUGGAACUCUAAUAAUGCAGAUGAAGGGGUUCACAGGAUGCUGAACCUCCUAGCCUGGAUUCUUUCCAAGGAGCUUUGGAUUCUUGGCUUUAAUGUCAUAGUCUUAAAUGAGCAUGAACCACAUUCUCCCUGAUGUGCUGUAAAAUAUUGGUGAGAACUCCCUCACAGGAGCCUCUGCUCUGGUUCCAGUUGGUCCUUUCUGUUGCCUGCAGGAAAUCAGGGGCUGUAGGUGGUAUCUGGCAUCUCCUGGGACAGGCUACUGGUUUGAAUUGUUUUCUUCCUUAAUGCAACUGAGCAACACAAACAACUCUGCAGGGAAAACAAAAAUAGAAGGCAAAGCAAAACUACGAGAUAAAAAUGGCAUUAUAUUGGUGUUUUCAUCACAGGUGGCUGGAUGGAACAGUGUGGGUCAGGAGCUGGGAGCUAUUAGUGAAGAUGAGGGAAUUCUGAUCCCAGAAUGGGAUUUUUGAACAACUGCCCAUGUAGGAAGAAGCUACGAGAAAGCAAAGUGUUUGUGACUCUGCUGACUCCAGAAAGCCUGAGGGAAUCACUCCCUAAGGAUACUAUGGAAAUAUUAAUUAGUAUUUAGCAUUCUGUUAAUUUUACAUGGAAACUAGCACAGGGAUAGGUCUCCUUCAUGAUAUAGGAGGGGGAAAGACUGAUGGAAGCACUGAGAGUGACAGCCAGGAUAAAAGGAACAGAAUGGUAAAGAAAUAGGAUGAGAUGUGAAGUAUGGGAGCUAAUUCAGGCUUAACAGUAGCAGGAAGGAAAGUGGAUUAAAAAACCAGAAUUAAGCCCACAGGAGGGAUGUGUGCAUGGAGAGAAGGAAGCUGUGAGAUGAUCAGAGCAGAAUAGCACUUGCAGUGGAGUUGUUUAAGGUCCUGAGGUAGGAUUGAAUGUGUUUUAUGGUAUGAAAAAUGCUGCCAAAGGGUCAGAAGUACCUGUAUCAGGCUGGUCCACAGCAAGUCAUGUGUGUUUCUGGCCCUCUGCAAACACCAGGUGAUGCUGGCAUAAAGUGCAGGGGAAGAUGUUAAAGCUAAAUUUUACAUUUUAUAGGAGUUAAAUGCAAAUGUUGGUUGCCACAGCCCAACUGUUCAUCACAGCUUGUUCUGUGGCCACUCAACUGCAUGUCUUGACCUUCAUGUCCUUGUGUGGGAGGAUUCUCAGCAGACACUGAAGAUUUUGUUGCCAAACUGAUAUAAAUUCCUGCAGUUAAGGUGCUUUUGGGGGACCAACCCAGCUCCAGUGUGUGUUAUCUCUGGGAUAUUCCUGCUGUUCCUUGCUGCACAGUGCAUAUAUGCUGAGUGUGAAUUAAUGAUGAGGGGAAUUGUGUGGAAAGAGAAGACAAGCUGGCUUUAAAUAACUUUAUUACCCUGAAGUUGUUUAAGCCCUAGAGAACAGCCCAUAGCAGAGCAGGUAAUGUGUUUGAAGCAAGAUUAUGGGUGAUGGGUUUGUUUUUGCAGAGAAAGGGAGAAAUUAUGAGAUGAGAUAAAGGAGGUUUUCUCACUCCUGGAAGGAUUAAUAGUCAGGGUGAGCUUUCCAGCCUAAGCAUCCCCUGCUGUGGAUAGAAAGCGAUAAUGUGCAGUAGAAAAGGUGAAUUCCUCAGUGAUUGAAUUUUAAGCUGGAAAAAUAUCAUAUUGCCCAUUCAAAUAUCCACAUUUGAAUGGACAUAAUGAAGAUAAACUUAGUCUCAUUCAGUCAUCCUUCAGGGGUGAGGGAGCAGUUUAUGAUAGCUCAGGACUGGUGUAAGGUUUGGUCUGAAGUACAAGGAAUUAGAAAUAGGUAAAGAAGGGUGGGUCAGAGGUGGCUGUCUCAUACAGGGAGUAACUAACAUCUGAAAUUAGUGUGGGAUGUAACUGAAGAAGUGAAUGCCAGAGCUAUCUAAGCUGGCUACUGGAGAAGGAAGACUUUGGGUUUUCUACGUGGGAGAUGGACCAAAACCCCUGAAAGAUACACUAGGACUUAACAAUCUUUUUUUAGUUUUAUGUUUGCUUGGUGGUGGGUUUUGGGUCUGUAUCUUUUUUUAAGAUCUGUGCAGGACUGAUGUCCUGUGGUGGCUCUUUUGGUUUGGUUUGGUUUGUUUAUGUCUUUGAAGGUAAAAGGUGUUUGAACUGUUGUAAAUAGACUUGAGGUACUUGUUUAUGAAGGUAAAGAAGAAUACAGUGGCCAUGUGGAGGGAACUGAAUCAGGACCUCUGAUAGCCAGCAGGCAGGUGGGGAUGUGUAUGGGUUGUGUGUGUUUGCAGAUUGAAAUAACUUGUGUUCUUUGAGCAGGGAAGUUCCUGGGCUAUGAUUAGUAGGAAGCUCUUCCAUUUGGGAUUCUUCAGCAAGGUUGCACAGAGUUAUGUCUGCCUUUGCCAUGCAACGGUGGGCCCCUCUUAAUUUAUUCCCAUUUUAGCCAUUUUUGUGAGCUGGCGUUGUCCAUUUUGGUCCAGCAGCAACAGGCAGUUGACUAACAGUGAAAGGUUUUUACAUGCACUGCAAAGAUGUGACUUUGUGUGGCCUUUACCCCCGAGAUAACCUGCAGUUUCUGUCCCCUUGUCUUGUCCACCUGCACACACAUUCUGAAGAACGUCCAGAGAACUAAAAAGCAGGCAGAGAUUUUGGGAGGUGCCUGUGACCUCAAAUCAUUCUGGUCCAUGUAGCUCCCUAGGGCAGAGGAGGGAAUCCCAAAGAACAGCUGUUCCCUACAGCAGCCUGUAUUUGUGUGUCAGUAGUUCCCAACCUUUUAUUCUGGAGCUGUAAACACCCUAGAAAGAAAAACGUCCAGUGGCAACACAGACCCCACAGUCAUAGAUUUGAGUCUGUAGAUGCUAGAUUGGCUUUUCCAUUUGCUUUUCACAGGCCCUUUAGCAGCAGUUUGUUGGAUUUCCUUUGGGCAUCUCAAGCCAGGGAUUGCUGAUCACUGUUCUUGUUGUGCUGUAGAGUCAGAGGAGGAGGAGAGGCUCCUGCAGCAGGUGGUUCAGAAGACACUUAAACCAGUUGCCAUCUGGGAGAGAAGGAAAGGAGGAGAAAUCUCCUUUGGGAGAAACCCAGCUUUGGAGGAGAAGGCAGAUUAGAUGGAUCCUGAAACAGGCAGGAAGUUUGCACCUUGCUCUCUCUCUCAUUCUUGCACAGCUGCUCUUUAUCUUUCUUACUCUUCUGAGUUCCUGCCAAGAUCAUAAAAAACAGGUAAUGCCACAUUCCGUGCUGUGGAGAUGGAGCACUCGGAGUGUGACAGAGAGAAUAAAUCCUGAGGGACAGAGAUAAAAGGAGAAUCACUUGAGAGAGGAAUCUUCAAACACGAGGUGCCUCUGCCUGUCACACUUGCAGAAUUUUUAGUAAGUCGUCACGGAGCAUUGCACAGUCCUGGCACGGUCCUGGGUGUGCAAUGUGGUGGCAAAGUUCCACUUGGAAAACUUCAUUGUCCUGUAAUAAAUGUGAACAGUCGACUCCAUUACGUUGGUAGCACAGUUAAUUUCUGUGAUCUCUCCGGCCGGUGCAAGGGGCAUCUCAGGAAGCUGGUGUGAAACUGCUGUAUUUUCGUUUGAGAGGCUUUCAUUUGCCUUAAGUGUAAAAAAGUCAGUCAGCCCCAGUUUUUGAAGAAAAUUAAGGGGAGCCAUGGGGUAAAAGUGGCAAAAGUUAUUCAGCAUAACCACUGCCUUUGGGUCAAAAAUUCCGUGUCCCUGCUGUGUGAGGGCAGAACAAAUCACUGCAGCUUCCCUGCCCAGACAUUUACUGGAGUAGAAAUGGGGAGAGCCAGGGAAAUAAAGUCAGAGAGACAGACACGACUAAUAAGGAUUCUGUUAACCCUCCUGCACUCCUGUUUAUUUAGAUUGCAGCCUUCUAUAGCCAUACAUACAUAAUAUACAAUUUAAAUGCAAGUGCUCUUUCUUUCCCUGUUCCCAAAAAUACCUACAGCUCUUCUUUCCUCCAGGGUGAGCCAACAGCAUAGCGAGCAAAGCCCAAUUUCUGCAGUUUUGGCAAGGACCACUAGGAAAAUCCAUCAUGUAUUAUCUGCUCAUUGACUUGGAAAAGAUAUCAGUCAUCUCCCUCAUAUACAUACUUGAAGAAUGUACAAUUUGCUCAAACUGUCAAGCAGAAUCAUAUGUUUUCAUACACCAAGACCAAAUCCUGGUGGUACAGAGUGUGAUGGAAAGAAAGAAAAUUACAAAAACUUGCUGACUUGCAGUGACCUCUAGUCUGUAAUCUCUACUUGCUGUGUUAAAAUAUUUUAAAAGUUUCCCUUGUAAAAAAUAACCUCAGAAUACCCCUACAGGUUCAUGUUGGAUUAGCAGAAUUGUGAAAACCUGGCAGCUUUUGCAGUUUGUGAGAACACGAGAGGUCUAAAUUAGUCUUCCCAUCCUCGCCCCAGUGCUUGCAGCAGAUUUUUCACCAUUAUUGUGUUUUCAACCUGAACCUUAAAAAAACCAAACUAAUGCAGCAGACUGAAUGCCAGAUGCUGGUGUUCCCACAGUGUUUCCUGGGGGCAAAAAAAAUGAAAAAAAAAAAAAUUAAAAAACUUAAUGAAAUGGGAAAAGAACAAACUAAAAUGUUUUUCUUGGAACUCGAUUAGCAUGAGCUGUUUCUAAGCAGGAUAAACAUGAGCAAGUCCAUGUCACCCUGUCAGGAGGAAGGAUGUGCCUGUUGCAAGGUGAAGGUUUGCUGUUGGUGUCCCCUUGGGACCAGUCCUGAUAUUUCAUAUGCAGUUUUCUAGCAGUGUAGUGGUUCCUUUAGUGAGGAAGCUUUGUCCCAGAAGGAGUGUUUCAGCGGAGAUCUGUUCCCCUGAAACAUCACUGUUGGUGAUACCUCGGGAGUGUUGCGCUGUGGAGACUGAUUUCCUUGUGUGAGUACAUCAUCUUUCAGUGGGGACCUCCAGGGAACCUGAUUUGUGCAAAGUUAUGGAAAGAAGGGCGUUUUGGGGGGAUGGAAGUGGGAGUGGGGCCAGCACUUCACAAGCUUUCCUGAAUUUAGGUGCUCCUAACAAGGCUCCCCAGGGCAAAGGCUGGUCAGUUUUUCACGUUCCUGACAGUUGAACCAGAAUUCAUUACUGGAAUUCCAUGUACCUGGAGCAGAACUGGAAUUACCCCCUCAUCACCCCUCCAGCCCUUUCUUGCAUUGCCAGCACUUAAACACUGUACUUCUAUGCCAAAAGUUUGAGCUGCAUCCUUAACACAUCCUCUAACCCGCCCUGACUAACCACGGGGACAAAAUUCACCCCCCUCUUGAUUUCACCUCCUCCCUCCCCACACCAACCCUGUCAAAAUCCAGAUGUACCCGCAUUUUGUUGCCAGACUUGUCCCCUCUUCACACAGCCGUGCUGUGGCUGCCUCUGGGUCAGCAGUGUCCCAUUCCAGGUCCCUGGAUGUGUUGUCCAGCAGGGAGGAGUGCUGCAUGAGAGCGAGUCUCUGCUGUUGCGAUGCCGCCCCAUCUCCCCCCCCCUUUGGCCUUUCUGGAUUCCUGGUGAAACUCACUUGUACAGUUUGGAUGUUUGAUAGAUAAAGCACGUAUGAAAAAAAAAAAAAAGGAAAAAAAUAUAAAUACAAAACUCUCAACACUGUGCAUUCAGUGUCUUUCUAGCUUAAAAGAAGGAAGGUAAAUAAUGUCAAGUCAAUGAAUAUCAGAUAUAUUUUUUGACUGUACAUUACAGUGAAGUGUAAUCUUUUUUUUACAACUGCGAGUCCAUCUUAUUUAUUCUUGUAAAUGUUCCCAGACAAUGUUUGUAAUAUGGGCUGUGUUGCAAAUCCAUAAAAUAAAUCUGUGAUCUGAGAUUAAUGUUUUACUAAGA
Messenger RNA from Myiozetetes cayanensis, 12361 nucleotides. It is a transcript of the gene PTPRT, whose product is annotated as protein tyrosine phosphatase receptor type T. Gene Ontology annotation, cellular component: membrane. The transcript is spliced from 35 exons. Lineage: Eukaryota; Metazoa; Chordata; Aves; Passeriformes; Tyrannidae. Gene Ontology annotation, biological process: protein dephosphorylation. The coding region runs from base 147 to 4709 and encodes 1520 amino acids. Gene Ontology annotation, molecular function: protein tyrosine phosphatase activity; protein binding. The record is from RefSeq and is a predicted model, not a curated record.